Molecule: messenger RNA, 336 nt
Organism: Penicillium oxalicum
Lineage: Eukaryota; Fungi; Ascomycota; Eurotiomycetes; Eurotiales; Aspergillaceae
Product: DASH complex subunit DAD1
Exons: 3
Coding region: 1-336 (111 amino acids)
Cellular component (GO): spindle microtubule; mitotic spindle pole body; DASH complex
Source: RefSeq, a predicted model, not a curated record
AUGGCCUUUUCCAAUUCCACGCCGGGAUCCGGUGGCCGUGCGACCUCCCCGACCGUUUUUGAACAACAACGCGAGGAGCUGGUUCGAGAAAUUGCCCUUGGUAUGGAGCAGGUCCUCCAGAAUAUGAAUCGUCUCAAUCGAAACCUAGAAAGUAUCAUUACGGUCGGAAACGAGUUCAGCUCCGUAGAAGCUUUAUGGUCACAAUUUGAAAACUACAUGGGCCGACCACAGGAAGAGGUGGAAGAGGCUGCUCAAGGGAAACGGACGACCGGUGAGAGCCAGACCCAUGCAGGAACACAGCAUGAGUCUAGUGACGAGUCGAUGAGUGGCCAGUAG